Priapulus caudatus is the source of this 1889-nucleotide messenger RNA. Its product is annotated as acetyl-coenzyme A synthetase, cytoplasmic-like. Gene Ontology annotation, biological process: acetyl-CoA biosynthetic process. Bases 1 to 1761 code for a protein of 586 amino acids. The record is from RefSeq and is a predicted model, not a curated record. Lineage: Eukaryota; Metazoa; Priapulida; Priapulimorpha; Priapulimorphida; Priapulidae. The transcript is spliced from 13 exons. Gene Ontology annotation, molecular function: acetyl-CoA synthetase activity.
AUGUUUUUUAGGGAAGGCAAUGAUCCUGAUGACGAUGGAUCAAUCACAUAUGGAAACUUGUUCAAAGAAGUGUGCAAGUUUGCAAAUGUCCUGAAAAAGUAUGGGGUAAAGAAGGGUGACAGAGUUGCCAUCUACAUGCCGAUGAUACUGCAACUUCAAGUCGCCAUGUUGUCUUGUGCUCGCAUUGGUGCUGUACAUUCCAUUGUCUUUGGGGGAUUUUCAUCGGAGUCGUUAGCAGAGAGGAUAAUGGAUUCUAGCUGCUGCCUCCUCAUCACUGCUGAUGGCGCAUACCGAGGACCAAAACUGCUGAAUCUGAAAGAGAUAGCUGACAAUGCUCUAAAGAUCUGCGCGGAUAGAAAUCAUGCUGUGAGCGCAAGCAUUGUCGUGAGGCAUGUCGGUCCAACCCCCGCAUCGAUGCAGAACAGUGAGCCGGCUAGCAACACCAUCACAUCACCACCCAAGCGCCCUUCCUCACAGUUUAAGUCGAACUGGGUGGAGGGCAGGGAUGUGUGGUGGCAUAACGAGAUGGAAGUUGCCAGUGAGGAGUGCGCAUGUGAAUGGUUGGAUGCUGAGGACCCACUCUUCAUGCUUUACACCAGUGGCUCGACAGGGAAGCCAAAGGGAGUGCUUCACACGAUUGGUGGCUACAUGCUCUACACGUACCUCACGUUUAAGUACGUGUUCGACUACAAGCCGGGUGAUGUCUACUGGUGCACCGCAGACAUCGGAUGGAUCACUGGCCACAGCUAUGUCGUCUAUGGCCCGAUGGCAGCUGGUGCUACAAGUGUCGUUUUUGAGGGUACGCCGUUCUAUCCAGAUGCCGGCCGAUUCUGGCAGAUAUGCGACAAGUACCUAGUGUCGAAGUUUUACACAGCACCGACGGCCAUACGGGCUCUGAUGAAGUUUGGUGAUGAAGAAGUGACUAAGUAUAGUCGUAGCUCCCUCAGCGUGCUGGGAACUGUUGGUGAACCAAUCAAUCCUGAAGCGUGGUUGUGGUACCAUACCAUCGUUGGGGGUGGGCACUGUGCCGUGGUUGACACUUUUUGGCAGACAGAGACUGGUGGACAUACUAUUACACCCCUUCCUGGAUGCACAGUGACUAAACCAGGCUCUGCUACGUUGCCAUUCUUUGGGGUCGUGCCAGCACUUAUGUCGGAGGAAGGAAAGGAGCUCGAGGGCGAGGCUGAGGGCUACCUGGUGUUUAAGCAGCCAUGGCCUGGUAUCAUGCGCACAGUGUACGGUGACCACAGCCGAUUUGAAACGACCUACUUCAAGAAAUUUCCUGGUUACUACACAACAGGCGAUGGCGCUAAGCGUGACGCCGACGGCUAUUACUGGAUCACUGGUCGCAUUGAUGACAUGCUGAAUGUGUCCGGCCACCUGCUGAGCACGGCAGAAAUCGAGAGCGCCCUUGUUGAGCAUCCAUCCGUUGUGGAGGCGGCCGUAGUCACGCACCCACACCCGAUCAAGGGCGAGUGCACCUAUUGUUUUGUGACGCUGAUGAAUGGUUGCGAGUUCACGGAUUUGCUCUCCACUGACCUCAAGAACACCGUUCGAAAAAAGAUCGGACCGUUUGCCCAGCCUGAUUACAUCCAGAAUGCUCCUGGUUUGCCGAAGACUCGCUCAGGCAAGAUCAUGCGCCGUGUGCUGCGCAGCAUUGCACGCAACGACGACGAGUUUGGUGACACGUCGACGCUCGCGGAUCCUAGUGUUGUUGAUUUGCUGGUGAAGCUGAGACCCCCUAGUAGCAGGGAUCAAUAGAUGAGGUGAUGAUAGUGGGUGGUAGUCUGUGAUGUGUAGUGUUAUAAGAGCAGGGGAAGAAAGAGGGCUUCGAGAUCACAGCGAGGAGAGAGAGAGACAGAGAGAGAAAGAGAGAGAGAGAGAGAGAG